Messenger RNA from Drosophila novamexicana, 7732 nucleotides. Its product is annotated as tetratricopeptide repeat protein 28. Gene Ontology annotation, molecular function: protein binding. The record is from RefSeq and is a predicted model, not a curated record. The coding region runs from base 1 to 7509 and encodes 2502 amino acids. Lineage: Eukaryota; Metazoa; Arthropoda; Insecta; Diptera; Drosophilidae. The transcript has 6 exons.
AUGACGAAUUAUGAGAAUCUUAUAAAUUUGCCAUUAAAUUUUAAUGCAAAUAAUCAUGCAAAUAAUAAUGAGAACAAUGGCAAACUUGCUGUUGGCGAGCAGCUAUUGAACAAAAUGUCGCAGCGGGAUUUCUCCGAGAACGAACCGGAAUGCACGCCGGAGCUGCCCGCCGCGAAUCGUGCGCUCUUCCUGGAGAAAGUGCGUCAAUCGAAUGCUGCCUGCCAGAGCGGCGAUUUUGCCACCGCUGUGCUGCUCUAUACGGACGCACUGCAACUGGAUCCGGGCAAUCACAUACUAUACAGCAAUCGUUCGGCGGCACGACUCAAGCAGGGCCAGUUUGCGGCGGCGCUGCAGGAUGCGACACAGGCACGCGAGCUGUGUCCCCAGUGGCCCAAGGCGUACUUUCGCCAGGGCGUCGCUUUGCAGUGCCUGGGCCGGUACGGUGAGGCGCUGGCAUCCUUUGCCGCCGGCCUGGCCCAGGAGCCCAGCCACAAGCAGCUGCUGGCUGGUCUCGUCGAGGCCUCACUAAAGAGUCCGCUACGAGCGGCUCUCGAGCCAACGCUGCAGCAAUUGCGCGCCAUGCAGCUGCACGAGUCACCGUUUGUGGUCAGCUCCGUGGUGGGGCAGGAGCUGCUGCAGGCCUCACAGUAUCAGGCGGCUGUCGCCGUGCUGGAGGCCGCACUGCGCAUUGGCAGCUGCUCCCUAAAGCUGCGCGGCUCCGUCUUCAGUGCUCUCAGCUCGGCGCAUUGGGCGCUCAAUCAGUUGGACCAGGCGAUUGGCUAUAUGCAGCAAGAUUUGGCCGUGGCCAAGUCGCUGGGCGACACGGCCGGCGAGUGUCGCGCCCAUGGCAAUCUCGGCUCCGCUUACUUCAGUCAAGGAGCCUACAAGGAGGCGCUGACCGCGCAUCGCUACCAGCUGGUGCUGGCCAUGAAGUGCAAGGACACACAGGCAGCCGCCUCGGCGCUAACAUCGCUCGGCCAUGUUUACACCGCCAGCGGUGACUAUCCCAAUGCCCUGGCCUCGCACAAGCAGUGCGUGCAGCUUUUCAAGCAGCUCGGCGAUCGGCUGCAGGAGGCCCGCGAAAUUGGCAACGUGGGCGCCGUCUAUUUGGCCUUGGGUGAGUGCGAGGCGGCCUUGGAUUGCCACACGCAGCAUCUGCGUCUGGCGCGCAAGCUGCACGAUCAGGUAGAGGAGGCGCGCGCCUAUUCCAAUCUAGGCUCCGCCCAUCAUCAGCGACGGCAGUUCGGUCAGGCGGCCGCCUGUCAUGAGCAGGUGCUGCGCAUUGCCCAGACGCUGGGCGAUCGCAGCAUCGAGGCGCGCGCCUAUGCUGGCCUGGGCCAUGCGGCGCGCUGUGCCGGCGAUGCGGCCGCCUCCAAGCGCUGGCACGAACGCCAGCUGGCCAUGGCGCUGGCGGCGCGCGACAAGCUCGGCGAGGGUCGAGCCUGCUCCAAUCUGGGCAUUGUGUACCAGCUGUUGGGCGCCCACGAUGCGGCCUUGAAGUUGCACCAGGCGCAUUUAGGCAUCGCGCGCGCCCUGGGCGACCGGGCGGGCAUGGGACGUGCCUAUGGCAAUAUGGGCAAUGCCCAUGCUGCCGCUGGGGCCUACGAGGCGGCCGUCAAAUAUCACAAACAGGAGCUGGCCAUCAGCCAGGCGGUAAACGAUCGUAGCGCCGAGGCCGCUACGCAUGGCAAUCUGGCUGUGGCCUACCAGGCACUGGGUGCCCACGAUGCCGCACUGGCGCACUAUCGCGCCCAUCUGGCAACCGCCAGAUCGUUGAAGGAUGCAGCGGGCGAAGCUUGCGCGCUGCUCAAUCUGGGCAACUGCCUCAGCGCCCGGCAGCUGUACGGCGAGGCAGUGCCGCACUAUGAGAGCUAUCUAAUGCUCGCCCAAGAGCUGGGCGACGUCGCCGCCGAGGGCAAGGCGUGCCAUCUGCUGGGCUAUGCACACUAUUGCCUGGGCAAUUACCGGGCUGCCGUGCGCUACUACGACCAGGAUCUGGCACUGGCCAAGGACGCACAACAUCGGCCGCAUAUGGGACGCGCCUAUUGCAAUCUGGGCCUGGCGCAUCUGGCAUUGGGUCACACAGCCGCCGCACUGGAGUGCCAGCAGCUCUUUCUGGCCGUGGCGCAUGCAACGGGCCAGCUGCCGGCCAAAUUUAGGGCGCUGGGCAACAUCGGCGACAUACUCAUCCGCACGGGCGCACACGAGGAGGCCAUUAAGCUGUAUCAGCGCCAACUGGUGCUGGCCAGGGCGGCCGGUGAGCGCGCCAUGGAAGCGGCCGCCUGUGGGGCAUUGGGCUUAGCGCAUCGACUGCUGCGCCGCUGGGACAAGGCGCUGGGGCAUCACACACAGGAGCUGACGCUGCGCCAGGAGCUGGGCGAUCUGGCGGGCGAGUGUCGGGCUCAUGGCCACCUGGGCGCUGUGCAUAUGGCGUUGUGCAGCUGGACGCAUGCGGUCAAAUGCUAUCAGGAGCAAUUGGAGCGCGCCCAGGAGCAGCGAGACGCGGCCGUAGAGGCCCAGGCGCACGGUAAUCUCGGCAUUGCCCGGCUUAAUAUGGCGCACUACGAGGCGGCGAUUGGCUGCCUGGAGGCCCAGCUGGGCACACUGGAGCGCGUCUCGCUGCCCUCGACGCAAGCGGAUCGCGCCCGUGCGCUGGGACAUCUGGGCGAUUGCUAUGCCGCCUUGGGCGACUAUGAGGAGGCACUGAAGUGUCAUGAACGGCAACUGCAGCUGGCGCUGGGCCUAGCCAGCCAUCGGGAUCAGGAGCGGGCCUAUCGCGGCCUGGGCCAGGCGCGACGUGCCCUGGGCCAGCUGGCGGCGGCUCUGGUCUGCCUGGAGAAGCGCCUGGUCGUCGCCCACGAGCUGCACAGUGCCGAGGUCAAGGCGCUGGCCUACGGUGAUUUGGGUCAUGUACACGCCGCGCUGGGCAAUCACGCCCAGGCGCUCAACUGUCUGGAGCAUCAGCGGGAGCUGGCACGCGGCCUGCAGGAUCGCGCCCUCGAAUCGGAUGCGAUGUGUGCACUGGGCCAGGUGCAGCAGCGGAUGGGCCAUCAUGCUGAGGCGCUGCAGCUACACGAACAGGAUCUGCAGCUCUGCACGGAGCUGGCGGCGCCGGCGCUGCAAGCACGCGCCGUUGGCAAUCUGGGCGCCGUACACGAGGCGUUGGGUCAACAGGAGGAGGCGCUCAAAUGCUACGAACGCCAGCUUGCGCUCAGCACUGAUCGACUGGGCAAGGCACUGGCCUGCGGUGCCCUGGGUCGUGUGCAUCAUCAGCUGGAGCAGCACGCCCAAGCGGUAGAGUAUUUGCGCCAGGGUUUGGCCAGCGCUCAGUCCAUUGGCAAGUCGGAGGAGGAGGCCAAGAUAAGACAUCAACUGGGUCUUGCUCUGCGCUCCUCUGGCGACGCUGAGGGCGCUCGCAUACAACUGGAAACGGCAGCUCAGCUGCUGGAGUCGGUGCGCCAGGAACAGCGCAGUCCGGAGGCGCGCCUGGCUCUGUAUGAGCUGCAGACGAGCUGCUAUCAUCUGCUCCAGCAGCUGCUGGUCGCUUUGCAGCGCAGCGAGGAUGCGCUGGUCGCCGCGGAGCGUUGCAAGGCGCGCAGUGGCGCCGAUGCGGCUGCCGGCGAUUCCAAGGCAGGAACACUGGCCGACAUUGAGGCCAUACUGGAGGCAGUGAAUCGUGGCCGAAUGCCCGUGCUCUACUACAGUCUGGCCGGCGAGCAGCUCUACGCCUGGUUGCUGCAGCCACAGUCGGGCAUUGUGCGCUUCCAUGCGGCGCGCAUUGAUCCGCAGACUUUGCAGCUGCCGCUGUCGCUAAGCGAGUGCCACGAGGAGGAGGAGGAUGAGCAGCAGCCGCACUCGCAAUCGCAGCAGUGCGACAGUGAAUCUGAACCAACUGGUCAUGUGCUGCUGGAGCGAUAUGUCAAUAUGGUACGCGAUAAUCUGGGCGUCAACUCACAGAAUCUGCUGCACGAGGGCGAUGGCAGCGGCUGGCGCGCCAGCAGCGAGCAGCUGCUGGAGGAUUUGCCCGGCGCUGGCGCCGGUGGCGGCGGCUUUCUGCGCAUGGUCAGCCGCAAUCAGCUGUUGAAUUCAUCAAACUACUCGCUCAGCUCGCUGUUCUCACUGGGCUCCGUGGCCAGCCUGCAGGGCUCCACACGUUCCGUGGGCAGCCGCAGUUCGCGCCGGGCGCCAGCUCCGCCUGCCUGGCGAGGCCCCGCAUGCUUGCACACGCUCUACAAUCUGCUGCUGGCGCCAUUCGAUGAUCUGCUGCCCAGCGGUGCCAGCGUCUCGCGGCAGGGUCGACGCGAGCUUAUCCUAGUGCUGGACAGUGCCCUCUAUCUGGUGCCAUUUGCCAUAUUGCGCGCAGCUGGAGACGAUGGCGAGUAUCUCUCGGAGCGCUGUGCUCUGCUGACGGCGCCCUCGCUCCAGGCACUGCGGGGCCGCUCCAGAAGUCGUCGGGAUCGCGGACGGCCGCCCACAGCCUUGGUAGUCGGUGGACCGCGUGUGCCCGCCGCCCUCGCCGAGCGCUGGGGCUGGGCAGCCGCUGAAUCGCCAGCGGCUUUGCAGGAGGCCGCCAUGGUAGCGGACAUGCUGCAGGCGAAUGCGUUGGCCGGCUGCAAUGCCACCAAGGAAUCGGUGCUGGCCGAGCUGCCAAGCGCGGAGUGUGUGCACUUUGCCGCCAAUCUCAGCUGGAAGCUCGGUGCCGUGGUGCUCAGUCCAGGCGAUGUAGUUACCGCCGAGCAGCAGCAACAAAAGGAACCCCACGAGCCACAACUAUCCGACUUCACGCUGGCAGCUGCCGAACUGCGUCAGCUGCGACUCGGCGCACGCCUCGUCGUCCUCAGCUCCUAUCACUCGGUGGAGCCCAUAACGGGCAGUGGCGUUGCCCAACUGGCCGGCGGCUGGCUUUUAGCCGGCGCCGGCGCGGUGCUCAUCUCGCUGUGGCCCGUGCCGGAGACGGCAGCCAAAAUUCUAUUGCGCGCCUUCUACUCGGCCCUGCUGCAAGGUGCACGGGCAGCACGCGCCCUGGCGGAGGCCAUGCAAACGGUUCAGCACACAAAGCAUUUUGCUCAUCCCGCCAACUGGGCUGGCUUCUUGCUCGUCGGUGCCAAUGUGCGGCUAUCGAACAAGGUGGCACUGCUGGGCCAUGCGCUGUGCGAGCUGCUGAGGACGCCGGAGCGUUGCCGGGAUGCGCUGCGCGUGUGUCUACAUCUGGUGGAGAAGAGUCUGCAGCGAAUACAUCGCGGCCAGAAGAACGCCAUGUACACGACCCAGCAGAGCAUUGAGAAUAAGGCCGGACCUGUGGCUGGCUGGAAGGAUCUGCUGAUGGCAGUGGGCUUUCGUUUUGAGCCGGCUGCGAAUGGUAUACCCUCUAGUGUGUUUUUCCCGCAAACCGAUCCAGAGGAACGUCUAUCGCAGUGCUCGGCCAGCCUGCAGGCGCUGCUGGCACUGACGCCCGCCACGCUGCAGGCACUUGCCAAGCUGGUGAACAGUGCGGAGCAUGCGGACGAUAUCAUCGCUGUGGUGCGCAACAUAUUGGCCAUAUUCCCAGCCAAGCCGGAGGCUGAGGCCUGCAUCGAGAUGCCGUUGAGCGUGCGCCUCUGGCGCGUCGCCGGCUGCCAUGAGCUGUUGGCCUCCGUGGGCUUCGAUCUGACUGAGGUGGGCGCGGAUCAGGUGAUACUGCGCACCGGGAAGCAGGCAAAUCGCCGACACUGUCAGUUUGUGCUGCAGGCGCUGCUCGCGCUCUUUGACACGCAUGAGGCGCCCAAGAGCCUAAGCCUGGACUCUGCGGCACACAGCAGCAGCAGCAGCUGUGAAUCCCUGGCUGAGCCUGAUCUGGAUGCCACUCCCGUGCAGCCAGCUGCCAGCAGCGGAAACUCCACAGCUGCCACUGGUGCAAACUCCACACAAUCACCGCCGCUGGUGCUGCAUCCGCGCAGCGCCUUCAUCUCAUACGUGCGGCGACGUGGCGAACCCGACGGCGGCGGCGGCCUCGACUCCAGCUUGGCCAACACCACGGACAGCGAACACUCCCUCUCCGAUGGCUAUGCCACACAGGCGGGCAGCGGCCAGCCGGCUCCGCGUCUAGGCUACGCCAGCCUGCGUGGCCCGGUGCGUGUCUCCCGACCUGGCGGUGGCGGCGAGAGUGAUGCGGCAUUUACGCCCAGUCCACCGGUUACCGAUCCCAGCCUUUCGCUGGCACUGGCCCACCAGACGCGCAUACGCUGCCUCUACGCGCAGCCGGGCACAGUAUCCUCCUCAGCGGCGCCAACGGCUAACACUGGCCGCCGGCCCGAUAGCUCCAGCUCGGCCAGCAGCACGACAACAGAUUGGGAGGGCUCCGGCCAUGCGACUGUGCUGCGACGUGGAGCAGCGGCCGGCGCUCAACAGCAGCAACUACAGCAGACGCAACAGCAGCAACAGCCGCCGCUGCCACCACCCCGUCCGCCAGUCUAUCACAAUUUGGGCGCGGGCGGACGCAGCAAGCCGAAGAUUAAGCUGGGCAGUGCACAGAGCUCACUGGCGGCACGGGUCAACAAGGAGCAUGCCCUCUUCAUGGACAGACUAAGCGUGCGCACGGAACUAAACGCACCAGCGUCGACCAAUGGAGCAGCAGCGGGCGCUGGCCCUGCUGCCGGCAUGGCCAGUGGAGGGCAACGCAAGGCGCUGACAUUGACGGAGGAGGAGGCGGCUGCCAGUGUGGCCUUCAAUCCGGCCAGCCUAUACUUCUCGCCGGCGGACAGCGAGCUGUUGGGCGAGCCCAAACAGCCGCUGGAGGAGACGCCGGUUAAGCCGAGCGCCAAGUGCAUACAGGACAGCAUAUUGCGGCACAUGAACCGCGAACUGACGCCCAGCAUCUCAGAACUUUACCAUGAGCGCAGCCUGGGCCUGGGUCUGGCGCCGCCGCUCUCCAAGCUGCUGCUCAGUCCCAACUACGAGGAGCAGGAGGUGACCGCCAUGGGCGAGGGCAGCACAUCGUCCGGACCGGGAAAUGCGGCUGCCAUUAAAACGCUCGUCGAUGCAGUCAACGAGCUGGAGCUGAGCGGCAGCUCCUCCGGCGCCACCAUACCGACUGUGGUCGGCGGUGAACCGGAAACCAACCACACUGUCUCUAAUCCUGUCGACAGCGAACCGAUCUGCUCCAUUUGCGGCGAGCACGCGGAUGUCGUCUGCCGCUGCAAGGCGGCCACCAUCCAGAAAAAAGGCACACUAAAGCCCUGGCUAAGCAAUGUGCCCGCCAGCAGCCUGGUCCAGGCCAGCGAGCUGACCACCGCGGAUAUACUGGAGCGCCGCCUGGAGACUGUGGUCCCCAGUGUACCCUUCGCCGCCGAGCUGUGUCGCCGCGACGAGGGCGACGGACGAUCCGUGGCCGACUCGCAAUGCAGCAGCAACUACAAGCGGGUGCUGGCCACCGCGGGCGCCGUCAGCCUGGUGGUUGGCAUCGGUGCUGCUGAAUCGGAGGCGCAGAAUGCCACAUCAGCAGCCACAUGCUCAGCCGCUCGGCUUGUCUAGACAGAUACCAAGCACCCAGCUCGCCCCCUUCCCACCCACUUGCCGUUUUUCUAUUGAUAUUAGCAUUUAGCAUAGAGCGCUGAAAAUCUAGUUUUAGUUUCAUGUUUUAGGUCUUUUAAUCGGAGACACCCUGUACUGAUCAUCCUAGCAUUAGUUAUUUGCAUUUUAUUUAUUUAUUUAUGCACUUUGCGUCAACUUUAAUUUAGAAUACACACACACAUAC